UUAUCUAUGUGCUUUGAUAUUGGAAAUUAAGUAACAGUUUUUAUGACACUAAAACAAAUUUAAGUUUAGCGUGUAUUAAAUAUAUAUAUAUAUGACGGCGGGAAAAAAAUUUAACCGGAACAUGAAAGUUGAAAACACAUUGCAAGAGAAGCUUAUCAAAAAAAAACUAAGUUUGUUUCGUCAUUCAAAACAUGGUUUUGGUUUUUGCAUAAGAGGAGGAAAAGAACAUGGUACAGGAAUAUAUAUAUCUGGAGUUAACAUUUAUUCAAAAGCUUAUCGUGAAGGCUUGACUGUUGGAGAUAUUAUUGUUAAAGCAAACAGAAAAUUAUUUCACGGUCUGUCCCACUCUGAAGCUGUUCAAUUUAUUAGAGCCCAAAAGCAGCUUCAAUUAGUUGUGGUUUCUCGUGGCAUCCUUCCCGAGCAAAAACUAAAAUAUACUGAAUACCAAUGGAUUGACUGUUAUGGCGAACUAUGUUCACCACUUAGAUCAUCUUUAAUAGAAGCAAGAAAAGAUAAUUUAAGGAAGGUGAAUGUCGUUGUUACCGGUAAUAAUAAACUAGGAUUACUUAUAAGAGGAGGGUCAGAAUUUGGUCUUGGUAUUUUUGUUGCAGGGAUUGAUGAGAACUCAAUUGCUGAUAAAUGCGGUAUUAUGGUAGGAGAACAAAUUAUUGAAUCAAAUGGAGUAAGCUUUCUUAAUAUUACUCAAAAAGAUGCAUCAUUUCUUAUACAAAAUAGUAAAAUAAUCACUUUUCUGCUGAAAGAUGUAUCAAAAAUACCUGUAUCAAAAAUAGUACACAACCAUUUGCAAUGGAUUGAUAAAAGAGAAAAAAGAUCUUUGUUAAGGACUGAGAGUCUUAAAAAUGUUCAGAGCACUGUUUUUAAACCUGGAAUAGUUGGUACUCAAAUUCAACAUCAGGCUGUAAUUGGGCCAACUUCUUAUAGUUUCUUAGAAAAAAAAGCAAACCAUAGCUUAAGCCAAGAUGAAUGGCUUACUUUAAAGUAUUACAUUAGAGAAUAUAUUCAUGGAGAUAUAACCGUUAAUGGUUUUGCAUUAUCAUUGAUGGAUCUUCUUGAUACAGAAGCAAAAAUGUCACUUUUAAAUGAUGUUCGCGGUAUUGUAAAAGCACACGAUUUGGAUACUUUUGACACAAUUAUUUUAGGACAAGAAGUUGAAGCAAUUCAAAUAGAAAAUCAGUAUUCACUGCAAACAUCAAGUAAUGAAAUCUUAUCUACAGAAAAUAAUGAAAAAGAUAAAUAUAAAGAGAUGAAUUAUGGCAUAGACUCUUAUGAAAGUCGGUAUAUUGACAAUGAAGAUGAGGAGUAUGAUAAUCAGGAACAGCUAGAAAGAAGUUUGUCUUUUGAAAGAUAUGAUGAAGGUGAUCAAGUGGAAGAAAUCAAGAGUUUAUGCGAUGAGAAAUUAAAUGAUGAAAAACAUUCUCCAGUUUUUUUUCAAUCCAAUGAAAAACAUUCUCCAAUUUUUUUUCAAUUCAAUAAAAAACAACACGAUCCAGAAAGUAAUAGUUUAGACAGCACAAAUAAAUUCAAAGAAAGUGACCAGCAUAGUUUACUAGAGCAUUUUAAAAAUAACAGUAACGAUCAAGACACAAAUAAUGAUAAUUACGAAAAAAAUGGUAUAUUUGAAGGAUACUAUACUAUCAGUAAAAAAAAAUAUUAA
Messenger RNA from Hydra vulgaris (swiftwater hydra), 1675 nucleotides. RefSeq lists its product as uncharacterized. NCBI's taxonomy places the organism in Eukaryota, Metazoa, Cnidaria, Hydrozoa, Anthoathecata, Hydridae. Gene Ontology annotation, cellular component: stereocilia ankle link complex; plasma membrane; cilium. The record is from RefSeq and is a predicted model, not a curated record. Gene Ontology annotation, molecular function: protein binding.